Molecule: messenger RNA, 1425 nt
Organism: Pelmatolapia mariae (spotted tilapia)
Lineage: Eukaryota; Metazoa; Chordata; Actinopteri; Cichliformes; Cichlidae
Product: 5-hydroxytryptamine receptor 3A-like
Exons: 9
Coding region: 1-1425 (474 amino acids)
Biological process (GO): nervous system process; chemical synaptic transmission; regulation of membrane potential
Cellular component (GO): synapse; neuron projection; plasma membrane
Molecular function (GO): acetylcholine-gated monoatomic cation-selective channel activity; serotonin-gated monoatomic cation channel activity
Source: RefSeq, a predicted model, not a curated record
AUGGCCGGUGUGAAAGCUGCUGAGCUGAUCGUCAUCUGUUUCAUGCUGCUACAAGGCUUUGUGGCGGCUUUGAACUGCACCAGCCCAACUCCUGCCGCCCUGUUUGAUGAACUCGCAAAACAUUUGUUCUCUAACAAACUGCUGCGUCCCGUCGAAACCUUUGCAAAGCCAAUAAACAUAUCCAUCAGCAUAACAGUGGCAGGAAUUUUAGGAGUGGAUGAAAAAACCCAAACACUGUCUUCAGUCUUAUGGCAGGUCCUGGAGUGGGAUAUCGAAGGACUGAACUGGGAUGAGAAGGAAUGUGCAGCUAAAAGAGUUUCAGUUCCUCGGGACAACCUUUGGGUCCCAGACAUUCAAAUAAAACAGCUCCUGGACGAAGCCAGCUCUACCAAAACUCCCUAUGUCUACUUACAUAAUACAGGUCAUGUAUAUGAUGAUAAGCCCAUCACAGUGGUCACUUCUUGCCAAUUGGGAAUCUACACCUUUCCCUUUGAUAUCCAAAACUGCUCGUUGACCUGCGGAUCAUAUAUACACUUUGCUACGGAUAUUCAGAUGAUUCAAGGCGCCACAGCUGAAAAGGUCCUGAAAGAGUCCCGAGAUGUGAUUGUAACCAAUGGGGAGUGGGAGCUUGCAGAUAUAAAUAUUGCCGAUUCCAGCCUGCAUUUAGACGAUGGAAGCUACUCUGAGAUCACAUACUAUAUCGUGCUAAGACAGAGACCAAUCGUCUAUGUGGUCAACCUCCUGGUCCCCAGCUGUUUCCUAAUCACAGUGGACCUCUUCAGUUUUGUGCUGCCCCCACAGAGCGUGGACAGAUCCUCCUUCAAGAUGACACUCCUCCUGGGCUACACAGUCUUCCUGCUCAUAAUGAAUGACCUGCUGCCUGUUACUGGGGAGAAAACACCGCUCAUCAAUGUUUUCUUCUCCAUCAGUCUGGCGCUGAUGGUUGCCAGCCUGUUGGAGACGCUGUUCAUCACAAACAUUCAGUACAAGCCCAGAGAGUACAGCGCAGUGCCUCACUGGCUCAGUGUCCUCGUGUUACGUUAUCUAGCUGUUCUUGUUUGUAUCCCUCCAAAGGAAAGGAGCAACCGAGUCACAGUCUCCCUCAAUCCAUCUCACAAAGCGCCAUCAGCGAACACAAGCGCCACAAACCUCUCAGACCAUCAGAGCAUCUCAGAUGUUACACUUUCAGCUUCUCUGGACUCUCUGGAGCCAGUUCUGGAACAACUGAGGAUGUUAGGCAGAGAGCUCACAGCCAUCCGAGUUCAGAUGGACAAAUACUGUCAAGGAACCAAAGCCACGCAGGAGUGGGAAAUGAUUGGGACAGUGAUUGAUCGUCUGCUGUUUGGCUUGUACAUCAUCUUCAUUUUUGUGAGCUUUAUCACAAUAAUAAGCAUCUGGAUAUGGAAUAAUUCAUGUGCUACAUGA